AUGAAGCCAGUGGUGAUCAGACUGUCUCUACAGAGACCUCUGCAGCACAGAGAUUCAGCCAUGACACCUACAAUCACUACAGCUAUGACCUACUCUAAGGAGCCACAGACUCUGACCCACAAGCUAAGAAAACCACUGGUGGAGAGGUUUCGCAGAGAGCGCAUCAACAGCAGUAUUGAACAGCUCAAGUCACUCCUGGGUCCAGAGUUUCUAAAGCAACAGCCCGAUUCCAAGCUGGAGAAAGCAGACAUCCUGGAGAUGACGGUCUGCUUGCUGAAACAGCUGCAGCAGCACCAGCCAACACGCCUUUCCUCCAAAUCAGUAUCUCUCAAUCAAGGUUUCUCAAAAUGUGUCAAAGAGAUGGUGUGCUUUCUGUCUAAAGAUGAGGUGAAGACACAGUCCCACAAAAGACAGCAGAAUCCUCUCCAGAACCUGCAAACAUCUGACACCUACAGGUCAGAAGCCAACCUAGCUCCUCUGAGCUCUCAAGUCCAGCCCAGCUUGACCAAAGAUAAGAAUCAAAUCAACAGCUUUCUCUGGAGACCUUGGUAG
Lampris incognitus (smalleye Pacific opah) is the source of this 552-nucleotide messenger RNA. Its product is annotated as transcription factor HES-5-like. Gene Ontology annotation, biological process: anterior/posterior pattern specification; regulation of transcription by RNA polymerase II; regulation of neurogenesis. The coding region runs from base 1 to 552 and encodes 183 amino acids. The transcript is spliced from 2 exons. NCBI's taxonomy places the organism in Eukaryota, Metazoa, Chordata, Actinopteri, Lampriformes, Lampridae. The record is from RefSeq and is a predicted model, not a curated record. Gene Ontology annotation, molecular function: protein dimerization activity; RNA polymerase II cis-regulatory region sequence-specific DNA binding; DNA-binding transcription factor activity, RNA polymerase II-specific. Gene Ontology annotation, cellular component: nucleus.